Molecule: messenger RNA, 7444 nt
Organism: Syzygium oleosum
Lineage: Eukaryota; Viridiplantae; Streptophyta; Magnoliopsida; Myrtales; Myrtaceae
Exons: 10
Coding region: 156-7379 (2407 amino acids)
Biological process (GO): protein phosphorylation; signal transduction; defense response
Molecular function (GO): ADP binding; ATP binding; protein kinase activity
Source: RefSeq, a predicted model, not a curated record
ACACAAAUUUCGAAACACGACUCUUGGACUCGAGAAAACAGAGGAUAGGAGCAUGUAGAACGGAUCCGGUUCAAGCAAGGCAAAUUACAUGACUUUGACUUUCGAGGAAGAGUCACUUCCGGCCUAAUCAGUCGCAGAAAAAGGAGCUGUAUUUGAUGGUGCAGCAAUCGCAGACGUCGAGAAUGGAAGCGCUGAAACGAAAGUUAACUAAUUCUAGGAGGCGAGAGAUUGGUAACAGUACGAGUACGAUGCCCGAGCAGCGAGAAGUAGAAGCUCAGGCCCAGGAACCGGCAGGGGAUGCUGGGAAGUUGGUGUUUUUCGGCGAGAAGGCGUUCGAAUUGGAGGAUUUCUUGAGGGCCAUUACGAAGUCGGAGGCUCUGGGAAAAGGGAAGUCAGGGACGGCCCGCAAAUUAGUUCUGGAGUCUGGGUCCAGGGUGGUCGUGAAGACUCUUGGUCUUGGGCAUGUGAACGUUGAUGCCAGGGACGAACUCAAGGAGAGGAUAGAAGCUAUUGGCGCAAUGGAUCACAAGAAUCUACUCCCUCUGAGGGCAUACUACUCUGAAUCUGGGGAAGAAAUGCUUCUGGUGUAUGAUCUAAUGCUUGCGGGAAGCUUGCGCGGAUUUUUACAUGUAAAAGAACCAAAUCGGGCAAAAUUGGACGUGGAGCUAAAUCCGGCAAACAGAUGGGAAAUCAAGUACCGCAUUGCCCUUGGAGCCGCCCGGGCCAUAGAGUAUAUACAUGCUCGAGGCCCCAAAGUCUGCCAUGGAAACAUCAAAUCAUCCAAUAUCCUCCUCAGCUCAUCAUCCUUACGUGAAUUAGAUGCGCUAGUCUCUGAUUACUACCUGACCCCUUCCCCCGCAACCGACCCCCAGAAAGCAGAUGUCUAUAGCUUCGGGAUUUUGCUUCUAGAGCUUGUAACUGGGCGCAUUCCAGAAGGAGGUUAUCAUAGGGUGCCUGCCGGUCCUCAAAGUGCCAAUCUUCGCCUCCAGUCUGGUGUUCACGAGCAGUGGAGGUUUGAGGUUUCUGAUCACGAUCUCCUAAAGUACCAGGAUGAUAAGGAGGAGACUGAUGUGCUGUUCCAGGUGGCAAUGUCAUGUGCAGCCCUGGAUCCAGAUAUGCGCCCUCCGAUGUCUGAUGUACGGAGGAUGAUUGAAGACCUGCGUUUUUCUGGCGUACGGAAGAAUGGGGCCUCACGGUCAAGACCACAACUGCAGCCCGACCAGGUCGAUGAAGUAAGCGAGCAUAUGUCUGCUGCAAGGAAUAAGCCAGAUGAGCUGUUGGAAGUUUCUGAAAGAGGAUAUGCCCCCUCUGCACAGGGUCCAAACAUUGAUCCACAACAUGGCCCCACAUUGGAUGGGUAUGGUCAGCCAUCUCUACUGUCCGAUCACACAUCUUCUUUUCCUGGACAAGUCUAUUCAUCAUUAUUGCCUCCUCCUCCUCCUCCUCCUCCUCCUCCUGCGGUUUCAUCAACUUCUGCAACGUUGUUCGGCAUAAAUUCACCGAAAUAUUCUUCCACUUCCCCUCCUAGUUCCCCUUCUCCUCUUAAUGUCCCACCAUUGCUGGAGUCAACUUUGCUUAAUGAGAAAAAAGAGAUUAAUCCACAAAAUGAUAAGUUGGUCUUCUUAGGCAAUCCACUGAUGUCGUUUAGUUUCGAGGAGUUUUUGAAUGCUAAUGCGGAGGUUCUUGGGGAAGGGAGCAUCGGGACAUCUUACAAGGUAGUUUUGAAGGAAGGGACAACGGUGGUGGUGAAGAAGCUAAGGGAUUUGGCUUCAUCUACAGAGCAAUAUAAGGAGCAGAUGGAAAUGCUUGGAGCAAUGGAUCACGAGAACAUAAUUCCUUUGAGGGGGUACCAGGGAAAGUCACUGUUGUAUGAUUACUUGCCCAUGGGAAGUUUAUCUGCACUUCUACAUGGAUUCAGAGAAACAGGAAUGAGCCCGCUAAGCUGGGAAAUUAGGCGUGCCAUUGCACUUGGAGCUGCCCGGGGAAUAGAGUACCUACAUUCUCAAGGUCCCAAUGUCUACCAUGGAAGCAUCAAGUCAUCCAAUGUCCUCCUCACGGCAACAUAUGAUGCACAGGUUUCAGAUUAUGGCCUGAACCAACUCAAGACACCUUCCAUUCACCCUGCAUCAGAGGUCGCUGACUGCCAAAAGGCAGAUGUGUAUAGCUUUGGGGUGUUGCUUCUGGAGCUUCUGCUUGGGAAAGCACCUACUAAUAGUUGCAAUCUUCCCAGCUGGGUCCAUAGCACGAUUCAAGAGGAGCUGGAUGGGACGAUUGAUGUUUUCGAUCCCGAGCUCCUAUCAUACCAGCAUGUAGAGGAAUUAACAGGGCUGCUGCAGCUGGCAAUGGUUUGUGUAGCCCAAUGUCCUGGUAUGCUCCCUCCAAUGUCUGAAGUGCGGAGGAUGAUUGAGGAGUUGUUUAUUCCUAGUGUUCUGAGUGACUGGGACUUGCAGCCUGACCAAAUCAAUGAAUUGAACCAUGACACGUCCACGUGGAAACUGCCAGAUGAAGCUUUGAGUGUUUCCGAAAAUGCUUAUGUGUCUGACAAAGCAUUCAUGUGGGCGAAUAUUCUGAUGCUUGACUUUGAAACUGAGCUAUUUGGGAUCUGCAAGGAAUUUGGGGCAGAGAUUACUUCCUUGCAAAUGGAUGCUGCUACUUCUGCCGCUCCGGUUGAUUUUCCCAAUGAUGAGGAGGAAAAAGAGAAUCAAAUAGCAGAAAGAACAAAGAAGAUUGAACUCCAAGAACCGCAGGCCGGAGACCAAGCAGCCUACUCUAUUAUACCUUCUAGAGAUGCUAAUAUGAGUAUUAAAAAGAACGAAGCUCAAGAACUGCCUGUACAGUCCAAUACUGGGUCAACCUCAAUUCUGCCACUAAUGCCACCUCCCAAGUUAGAAGCAGCAGUUCAUUCAGCUGAGGAUGGAUCUUUGGCUAGUUCUGGCACACCUUCAGAAUCAGCAUGCCCUUCACUGAAUCAAAACUCCGAUUCACAAUGUGGCAUCACAUUGGACAGGAAUGGUCAGUCCUCCAAAUUGUCCAACCUCACAUGUUCCUUGUUGUCUUCAUCAGGACAAUUUCAGUCAUCAUUAAUUACUCUUCCUCGUCCUCCUCCUCUCCCUCAAUCCUCUGGGGCAUCAUCAUCAAAUGCUAUUUCGUCUGAUCCCCCAGCCAGUGCCCCUUCUCCAACCCCGCUUGUUUCAACUCUGCUAAAUGAAGAAGAAGUGCUCGACCUACCAAAUGAUUAUGUUGUCUUUUCUGCUUCAGGGGCUCAGAUGGAACAAUUGGUGCCUUCUUUCCAACAGUAUCAAUAUGCAAGUUUCGCGAGAAUGAUCAUUAAACCACCAAAACUGCAGGCCGUCAAACAGCAACUAUCCACUUCUUUGGCAAUGUCUCAAGAUAUCAUCUCAGGUGUGAAGACAGAGUUUCCAAACGGGGAAGAAGGAAUAGCACCUGUAUCAGAAAAGGAAUUUGAGGUCAAUUCUAUUGGUGGCUGUGCAUCCCUAUUGCCCAGAAACAACAGUAAUGUUGAAGCCACUGCUACUACACAUAACCCAGCACAGGUUCCAGAAACAAUGUUGCUGCAUCUGGAAGAACCAUUCCGGAUGGAAGACUCACCAUCAUCAACCUCCAUGUCAUCUGGAUAUGACUACGACGUUUUCUUGAGUUUUAGAGGGCCCGAUACUCGAUCAGGCAUUGUUGAUUUCCUCUAUACCAGCUUAUUAGCUGCUGGUAUCCACACAUAUAGAGACAAUGAAGAACUAAGAGUAGGAGAUGAGAUUGGUCCUGGGUUACAAAAAGCGAUCUGCCAUUCACAAAUUUCAAUUCCCAUCUUUUCCAAGGGCUAUGCCUCUAGCAAAUGGUGUCUGAAUGAGUUGGUCCAAAUGGUGGAGUGUAGGAAAACAAGGAGACAGAAGAUCAUGCCCAUUUUCUACAAUGUUACACCAUCUGAGGUCCGUCAUCAAACUGGGUUUUACGGAGAGGCCUUUGCUUCGCAUGAGAAACGAUUUGACAAUAAGGUUAUUAGCAAGUGGAAGGCUGCUCUCAAGGAGGCUGGCGAGCUAAAGGGAUGGAACAGUGAUCGGGCGACCAAUAGACACGAAGGAGAGCUCGUAAAACUGAUUGUCCAUAAGGUUGUGGAUGAGUUGAAAAAGGCUUAUUUGCUAGUGACCGACUGCUUGGUCGGAGUUGAAAAUCAUGUGAAAGAAAUCAAUAGAAUGAUGUGUGGAGAUUCAGAGGACACACGGAUUCUUGGGAUCUAUGGUUUGGGGGGUGUAGGGAAGACUACUCUUGCCAAAAUCAUCUACAACCAACUAUCCCAUCGUUUUGAAGAUUGUUGCUUUCUUUCUGCUAUCAAGGAAACUUCAGAGCUGAAGGGCAUCGAAUGUUUGCAAAAUCAGCUAAUCUCCAAUAUCCUCAAAAGAAACUGGACUACUAUCAGUAAUGUGGAUGAAGGAAUGAAGACAAUUAGAGAAAGGUUGUCUUGCAAAAAGGUUCUUGUUCUACUCGAUGAUGUUGACAAAAGGACUCAUUUGAAUUCACUUAUGGGAAAGCCCGCAUGGUUUGGUUUAGGAAGUAGGAUUAUUAUAACUAGCAGAAACAAGGAUAUUGUUGAUGUUCCUGAGGUUGCUUGUACUUAUGAGCUUGUGAGCAUGGACUUCAAUCAAUCUCUUCAACUUUUUUGCAAUCAUGCUUUUCGAAGUGAUUAUCCUCCGGAUGAAUAUGAUGCUUUCUCCUCAGAAGUAGUCAAAACUACAGGAGGUCUUCCUCUUGCUCUUGAGGUAAUAGGUUCACAGCUAUCAGGCAAAAGCAAAGAUGUUUGGGAUGUUACAUUGAAGAAGUUGAGAAAAGUUCCCCAUGAGGAAGUCAAGAGAAAGCUGAAAAUAAGUUAUGAUGCUUUGGAUGAUUCGCAAAAACAUAUCUUCCUGGAUAUUGCUUGUCUCUUUGUUGGAUUUGAUAUAAGGAUUGUAAUUCACAUGUGGAACGAAACCAAUCUCUUCCCAGGUGAAGGCCUUCGUGUCCUUCAGCAGUUGUCUUUGAUAAAAAUUGGAGAAGAAAAUAAGCUGUGGAUGCACGAUCAGCUAAGAGACCUUGGUAGAGACAUUGUUCGUCGAGAAUGUAACAUGGAAUUGGAAAAACAGACCAGAUUGUGGGAUCAUGAGGAAGCUUUGGACAUUCUGAUGAAAAAGAAGGGAUCCAAAAAAAUUGAGGCUCUUGCCCUUAAGUUUGACAAUCAGUUGCAAUGCUAUUAUGCAAACCAAGAAUUUGAGAGGCUAUCAAAUCUAAAAUACCUUGAAAUGAGGGUCGUCCCGGAAAACUGGCCUUCAAAUGAUUUUGCAGCCAACAUACAAAAGCGUCCGCCUAUGCUUUCCAAGUUGAGAUGGCUUUCAUGGCAUCAAUUUCCUCUGGAUAUUAAACUGAUCAACCUUUCCAUGAUGAACAUAGUCAUUCUCGAUCUAUCAUGGAGUAAAUUUUCAGAAAGUUGGGAUGGUUGGACUCACAUCAAGAUGGCAGGGAAUUUGAAAGUUUUGAACUUGACUGGUUGUGCACACUUGCAUAGAACUCCGGACUUCUCGGCAAAUGUAAACUUAGAGCACUUAAUCCUCGAAAACUGUGCAAGGUUGGUCCAAAUUGACAUAUCUAUAGGGCAUUUGAAGCAGUUGGUUUUUUUGAACUUGAGGUUUUGCAUUAAACUCCGCAAGUUGCCAGAAGAGAUAUGUAACCUAGAAUCUCUAAAAGAACUUCUCAUUGACGGGACUUCUAUAAGAGAGAUUCCAGAAUGGAGAGGGAUGAAAACGCUGGAAACUCUCAGUGCUUGUGAAUGUCUAUCACUAAACAAUUGCAGAUCAAUUGGUAACUUAACGUCGAUAUUGAGGCUUUCUUUGGAAAAUGUUGAAAUUACUCAACUUCCUCCAGAAAUUGGAGAGCUCGUGAAGCUUGAGCACUUGUCUUUAAGUAAGUGUAAGUUGCUAAGGAGACUUCCAGACUCGAUUGGUAAUUUGGAAUCACUAAUCCUGCUAAAUCUAUCUUACACGCAUGUUGAGGAGCUGCCUGAUUCACUCGGGAAGUUGAAGAAUUUGAAAGUUUUAAGGAUGUAUGGUAGCUCCAUAAGAAUCAUACCUAGUUCAGUUGGGAUGUUGGAGAAGCUGGAAGAGAUAGAUGCUGAGUUCUGUUGGCAUUUGAAGGGGGCAAUUCCUGAUGGUAUUGGGAGGUUAUUGUCUUUGAGGGUCUUGAAACUUUCAAGCACUAGAAUAUAUCAAGUACCAAGACUACCUGAAAGCCUGAUCAGUGUACAAAUUUCCACUCAAUCUAUGACGACACUUCCUGAUCUAUCAAACCUGAUAAAUUUAAUAGAUUUGGAUUUAGACAUUCGAGAAGUUCCAUUGGCCAAAGAGGAUUCUAUUUUUGUAGAAUCAUCUCAGCUUGUACAGUAUCCAUCACCAUGGUGGAUUGGACAGUUAUGCAAUCUUGAGUCUUUGAAGUUGUCAUGUGACACCAUAACUGCUCUCCAUAAAGAUAUCGGUCUUCUUUCUCAGCUUAAGAAACUUGAACUUCUUUGCUCUAACUUACAGUUCCUCCCUAGCCUUCCGUCAAAUUUAAGAUGCUUGGUGGUUAAAUCAUCUCAAUCAAUGGAAACAUCUAUAGAUCUAUCAGAAUUGAAGGAACUAUCAGAAUUGAGGAUUGAUUCUUCAGUAGUAACAGGUAUUCAAGGCCUUUAUGAUUUGGAGAAUCUCAAAAUUUUGAACUUUAGAGCACUCAAUUCACUUGAGAGAUUACCUGAUAUAUCGAACUUGAAGAAGCUCAGUGAGCUGCAUUUAGAAUACUGUCAUAAUCUGAUUGAUGUUCAAAGUAUUAGCGGCUUGGGGAAUCUCAGAACUUUGAAGCUUAUAGCAAUUCCAUUGCUGGAGAGAUUACCUGAUCUCUCAAACUUGAAGAAGCUCACUGAACUUCACCUUUGGGACUGCCAUGGUCUAACUGAAAUUCCAAGCUUUGAGGAUUUGGAGAAUUUGAUAAUGUUAAAGCUAGGUGAACUUCCUCUGCUUGAGAGAUUGCCAGAUUUAUCGAACUUGAAGAAGCUCACAAAACUACAUCUAGGACAGUGUCAAAAUCUCGUGGAGGUUCAAGGAAUACUGGAUUCAUUGGAAGACUUGUGCAUAGAAGGGUGCAAAUCUUUGGUUGAGGUGCCUGAUCCGUCAAGUUUCAAGAAACUGAAGUCUUUACACAUACGUGAUUGUGAGAAGUUACAUGUUGACAAGAUUCGCUUCUCGGACCUUGAGAUGCCUGACAGGGUGGCGCAUGAAAAUUCGACAUGCUUGAUACUGAAUAAAAUAGGCUUCUGUGUUUGUCAGCUGGGUAGGGAAUUUUUUUUGCCGUCUUUUUCAUCCUAACAGUGUACUUCCUGUCAUAAGUUAAUUUAAGCUUAUUGAGAGAAGUUGAUCAUCAUAAGAACUCA